AUGGCUGCCACUAAUGAGGUGCCACUUUUUAUGAAGUCUUUCAUCUCACAGAACUCGUCUGAAUCAUUGGAGAUUCCAUUCUUCUUCAACGAAUACUUGGCAGAUCCAUUGCCAAAUAACGUGGAACUCCUAGGGCAGGGAAAGAGAUCUUGGACGAUUAGGUUGGAGAAAAGAGGAGAGACUAUGUUUCUAACACUUGGCUGGGAAACUUUUGUAAGGGAAAACAAUCUCGAAGACGGCAAGAGGUUGACCUUCUGUUAUGACGGCGACCGAUCCUUCAUGGUUGUCGUAUAUGGUCAUGGCGGGUGUAAUGAAUUUAGAGACCUCCCUCAAGUUGCAAUAGAUGUUGAUGACUAUGCAACAUGUGAAGAAGAAGAAGAAGAAAAAGAAGAAGAUUAG
Molecule: messenger RNA, 399 nt
Organism: Microthlaspi erraticum
Lineage: Eukaryota; Viridiplantae; Streptophyta; Magnoliopsida; Brassicales; Brassicaceae
Source: the annotation of a GenBank genome assembly